AUGACUGAAAAUGUACCUGAACUUGGUAGGAUCAAGUUCAAAGUACGUAAGCAUUUACGAGGUCAUUUAGCCAAAGUAACAUCUCUUCAGUGGGGUUCUGACAACCAGUUACUGCUCUCUGCUUCUCAGGACGGGAAACUCAUCGUCUGGGAUACAUUUUCUGCGAAGAAAAUCCAUAUGAUAGCCUUAAAAACGGCAUGGGUUAUCGGAUGUGCAUUCGCUCCGUCUAUGAACUUUGUAGCUAGUGGUGGAUUGGACAAUGCCAUAUCUUAUUUUAGUCUAAAGUCACAAGAUGGUACUGCAGAAUUUAUUCGCGAGUUAACUGGUCAUAAUGGUUAUAUCGCAUGUGUUCGUUUUGUCGAUGACCAUCGGUUACUGAGUUGUUCUGGUGAUAAAACUUGUGCUUUAUGGGACAUCGAAAAGGCAAAAAUUACUACCAGCUUUCGUGGACACGCUAAUGAUGUUAACGCCAUAGCCAUUUCAAAGCAAAUGCCCAAUGUAUUUGUGUCUGCAUCUUCAGAUCACACGUGCCGGUUAUGGGAUCUUCGAUGCUCCGAUGGUAUUCAGUACUUCGAAGGCCACCAGCAGGAUGUUAAUGGAGUUGAUUUUUUCCCUGUCAAUUCAUAUGGUUUUGUUUCUUCUUCAGAUGAUGGUUCAUGCCAUUUGUGGGAUUUACGAGCCGAUCAAGCUAUAGGUGUUUAUAUUGAUGACUUCAUAAACUGUGGUAGCAGUAGUGUGGCGAUCUCAAAAUCAGGACGUUUGCUGCUUGCUGGUUAUGAUGAUUUCAACUGUCAUGUGUGGGAUCUUUUGCGAGAAGAGCGUGUUGGAAUCAUGUCUGCACAUGAAAAUCGAGUCUCUUGUGUGAUAUUGUCUGAUAGUGGGAUAGGCGUUGCAACUGGAUCUUGGGAUUCUAACUGUCUCAUAUGGACUGCAAAAUAG
Molecule: messenger RNA, 939 nt
Organism: Heterobilharzia americana
Lineage: Eukaryota; Metazoa; Platyhelminthes; Trematoda; Strigeidida; Schistosomatidae
Source: the annotation of a GenBank genome assembly